Trypanosoma theileri is the source of this 3543-nucleotide messenger RNA. RefSeq names its product putative eukaryotic initiation factor 4a. The transcript has a single exon. Lineage: Eukaryota; Euglenozoa; Kinetoplastea; Trypanosomatida; Trypanosomatidae. Gene Ontology annotation, cellular component: eukaryotic translation initiation factor 4F complex. The coding region runs from base 1 to 3543 and encodes 1180 amino acids. Gene Ontology annotation, molecular function: translation initiation factor activity; mRNA binding; protein binding. The record is from RefSeq and is a predicted model, not a curated record.
AUGCUCACUGCCACACCUGGCCCUCUCACUCUUGCAACGAACGAGGCGUGGAUGCCGUCGGUGUUCCGUCCACCAGAACGGCCAGUGAAGUCUCUGCCGCCACCCAAAGCUGCACUGACUGCCAUGGCACGGCCGUGGUACCCCGGCGGGGGCAUCAUCAACAACAACAACAGCACCAACCUUAAUAAUAACAACCAUACAGUGCGUGAAGCACCUGUGAAGAAUCACCGCCUGGUGCCACCACCAGCACUUGGACAGUCGCCAAUUCUGAAGCCAGCGCUAGAUGAGGUACAACUACCACCUGUGAGCAGUUGUAGCAGUAUAUCGCCAUUGAGUACGCCUGUCAGUACCUGCUUCCACACUUUUACACAGGUAGCAAGUGAGGAACGGGUGUACCCUUUGGAAAUGUUUUUGUCUGUUCGUCGUGAUGCGGCGCACACCCCUUAUGGAGUAUUACGCUGGGCACUAAAACAAUAUCUGCAUAUCCCAUCAUUAAAGGUUCCGCCCCAUUUACAGCUAUCACUCCAUGAAGCCGCUGAAACAGAAGACGGUAUCACGCGUGGUGCACUUGGUAGUUCCCUAAGAGUGAAGUCACGUGUGAAACCUGUACGUCUUACUCGACAUAAAAUGAUGUCUAUUCUCAGCCGUAUUACUCCUGUAAAGUACGAUGCACUUCACGAAGAAAUGCUCUUGUUGCCACUGCGCCAGGUGGAUGAUAUGGAAUUGAUGGAGAUUUGUAAAGUGGUAUUUGAAAAGGCAGUGCAGGAACCAUCCUACAGCGGACUCUACGCACGCCUUGUACACGAUAUCUGUGCUAUGCCACCUAUGAGUCCCGGUAACAACAAUACCAUCACUACCAGCAGCAGCAGCAGCAGUCUUAAUGAAAACGAAACACGCGAUCGGGCCUUCUCGCAGCGUUUCCGCCGUAUGUUGAUUGCCUCAUGUGAGGCGCAAUUCCGGCAACCGCUGCAACUCGCCGCAGAUGAGUUGGUGGACCGUACCACAGGCGUUCCACUGAGAGCAGAGGAAGUGGAACUGAAACGUGAUCGUCUAAAACAUCGACUUGUGGGCAACAUCCGUUUUGUGGCCGAAUUGUUUAAGAUGGGUCUUGUCACAGAUCGGGUUAUUGCAGACAUUGUGCGCAUUCUCGUCAGUGAUUAUAACCCUGAUAAGCCUACGGCAAAAGAGGAGUACGUGUUUGAGGUAUUCGUUACACUUAUACGGCACACUGGGGCAUUGUUGAAAGAGAUGUUACCAAGACUUCUCACUCAGGCUCUGGGUAUUGCGAAAACUAUUGAGCGUUCGCACCCUAAACCACGUGUGGGAUUUCUUAUGAUGGACUUGGAUGAUCUCAACAAGAAAAAUGGCUGGAUAGCCCCUGAACUUGUGCAGCAGUACGUGCGGGAACCAAAGGUGAGCACAGCUGCACCUGCUGUUGCUGCUGUUGCUGCCGCUGCCGCUACCGCUACCGCAGGUUCCUCCACACAGAAGACUCGUAUUACCGCCUCACCACUUUCACCCUCGUCCCUUAUGUCACCCGAUGUGGAAAAGCCAGUAAAUUCUAAUACACAGACUCGCGAAACAACGUCGUUCCAGGGCUCCUCCAACGGAAACUCUGAGGCUAUUGGCGGCAAAAAUCAAACACGUAACAAUAGCAUUAAUAGCAAUGGAAAUGACAUGAGUAAGACGAAUGGAGGCCUUAACGUCGUCAAUACCAUUAGUGGGGGUAAUACCACGUAUAAUAAUAAUAAUAAUAAUAAUAAUAAUAAUAAUAAUAAUAUUAAUAUUAAUAAUAAUGGUAAGAAUUAUAUCAAUUCCAGCGACUCAACAGGAUCUCCUUUGACCUUGGCAGAGCGACGAUGGCCUGGAAAGCAAUUUUCAUGCAAGAAUCUUUGCAUCUCACGCCCCAAUACUGGCAGUGAAAACCAGUUGAAUAUCAGCAUCAAUUCUUUACAGCUAAACAGUCCAAUGACUCCUACUCGUACUGUAUCUGAUUGUAUUAUUCCACCUUCUCCAUCAGUGGUACGAAAUGGCAGCGAAAUGGGGAACUCACGUACAACCAGUGAGGGACUUGGAUCACCGUGGAUUAAUGGUGGGAAAACACCUGUGAUAGAUACUACUGUUAAUAUUAAAGAAAUUACCAAAAAACUAAUGGGACUCUUUCGUAGCGGUGAGGAAGAGGCGGCCGCCACAAUGUUGCGAGAAAUGGGACCGAAGAACAUGGUGGUGUGUCUCACAUGGUGGUUGCGUCUUGCGGCCACAAACACAUCAUUUUUUGAGGAUCGCAGUAAAGUGGCAUUACUGCUUUCUUCUUUGCUGCGCACAUGCAGUGGUGCUUAUGAUGCCCGUACCGUUUUCUCUACAGUAUUGGAAUGGAUUCGCUUUGAUUUGGAGAAGGGCGAGUACGACGAUUGUCCACGAAUGUUUGAUAACGUUGCACAGAUGAUUUUGCAAUGUCAUUUGCCCUGCAGUGACUCUCUACCACAUGCGGAGGUUGUGCGUAAUAUGAUGCACUGUGGUAUCUUUAAUGUACUACUGCAUGAGCUUGCUGUGAGUGGAGGAACAGACCAAAUGGUAACAGUUGUGAAGAGCUGUUAUCCGGUCAGUGUGCAGGUACUCAAUCAUCUGCAGGACCCAGAGGAUGAGCGACAGAUAUUGCGCAUUGCUGUACAAAAUCGGUUUAGGAUAUUGCCUUAUCUCUUCAGUGUGAGUUCUGUGACCAAUAAUACCACACCAGGUACACCUUCUUCACGACCACAGAUGUUGUCUUCACCAUCCCUUCGUAGUAGUCCACUUGGUGACUCUUUCACCAGCACAGGACACUACGAUCCACUCUUGCAGUGUCUCGCACUUCAACGCAUCUCUGAUGAUCCGGAGUUUGUGCUGUUUCGAAAGAUGCGAGACGCCGCAGCACAAAGUGGUAAUACUACUUCUACUACUAAUACUAAUACUACUAAUACGAAUUCUACAGGUACCACAUGCGGUAGCAGUAGUAGUACGAUUAGUAGUAGUAGUAGUGGUAGCAAUAACAACGCCUUACGCUGGCGUGAUGAGGCGGUUCAGCUUGCACUCUUGCCACUGGGAAACAACUCUACGGUGUGUGAGUUGAUUGCGGUCAUGCGUGUGGUCGGCGCCGUUCUCGCCUGCUCUGGUGUCUGCGGUAAAAAUGGCCGCAUGUUGGCUACUGCUGCGGAUGUGGAUUACAUCAUUGGCGCCGUUCUCCACCGACGGCCGGGUCUUCUUCACCAGGGCGCUGUCGUGAUGGAGCUUGUUAUGCACUACACACAGUUCACUACUCACAACAACAGCAAUAAUAAUAACAACAAUAACAUUCAAACAGACGACACUUGGCGACUGCGGGCGAUGCGACAGGUCUUUGAUCGCUGGUGUGCGGCGGAUGUGUUGAACCGCGCGGCGGUGCUGCGAUUACUCACCACACUGGAAAACGAGGCUGCAGACAACUUCACGGUAUACACAGCCUAUCACGAUCACGUCGCUGCUGUGGCGUGGGAACACACACUGCGGGAGCUUUGUAAGGCUUAA